CGUGGGCGUCAAGAUGGCGGCCCCCAAAGCGCUCUAGGAGUGUCGCGGGUGGUGGCAGCGGGGGGAGCAGGCCGGUCCGUGCAGACACUGGCUGGGGCUGCGUCAUCUGAAGGCUGGAGAAGCUGCUCUCAACCCGCUGCUCUCACCUGGCUGUUGGUGGGAGGCCUCGUUCCCCACCACGUGGGCCCCUGCAUACGGCUGGUUGAGCCUCUUCACAGUAUGGCUGCUGGCUUCCGCUAGAGCCAGCAAGGAGGAAGCCACAGUGUCUCUUAUGACCCUCAGAAGUCACACUGCCAUUUCUCCCAUAUCCUGUUAUUCACCCAGGUUCUCGAGCCCACGAGUCCCCUGGUUUAGCCCAAGCCCAGCGGCGGCGCCAUGGUGACGGAGCAGGAGGUGGAGGGCGUGGGGCAGACGCUGGUGGACCCCCAGAAGCCCCUGCAGGCCCGCUUCCGGGCGUUGUUCACACUGCGCGGGCUCGGGGGUCCAGCAGCCAUCUCCUGGAUCAGCCGGGCCUUCAGCGACGACUCGGCCCUGCUCAAGCACGAGCUGGCCUACUGCCUGGGCCAGAUGCAGGACUCGCGGGCCAUCCCCGUGCUGGUGGACGUGCUGCGUGACACCCGCCAGGAGCCCAUGGUGCGCCACGAGGCAGGGGAGGCCCUGGGGGCCAUUGGGAACCCAGAGGUGCUGGAGAUCCUGAAGCAGUACUCCACCGACCCUGUCAUCGAGGUGGCAGAGACGUGCCAGCUGGCCGUCCGGCGGCUGGAGUGGCUGCAGCAGCACAGCGGGGAGCCGGUGGCUCAGGGGCCCUACCUCUCUGUGGAUCCAGCCCCAUCCGCCGAGGAGCGCGACGUGGGGCGGCUGCGGGGGGCGCUGCUGGAUGAGGCCCGGCCGCUCUUCGACCGAUACCGAGCCAUGUUCGCCCUGCGUGACGCUGGCGGGGAGGAGGCUGCCCUGGCGCUGGCCGAGGGCCUGCGUUGCGGCAGUGCCCUCUUCCGCCACGAGAUCGGCUACGUCCUGGGCCAGCUGCAGCAUGAGGCGGCUGUGCCCCAGUUGGUGGCGGCCCUGGCGCGACCCGCCGAGAACCCCAUGGUGCGGCACGAGUGCGCGGAGGCCCUGGGGGCCAUCGCCCGGCCUGCCUGCCUGGCCGCCCUGCGGGCCCACGUGGCAGACCCCGAGCGCGUGGUGCGGGAGAGCUGCGAGGUGGCCCUGGACAUGUACGAGUAUGAGACGGGGCCGGCCUUCCAGUACGCGGACGGGCUGGAGCACCUGCGCCCACCCCCCUCCUAGGGCCGCGCCCGGCUGUCUCCCUCGAGGACUCUGCCCAUAAACCGUGUUGGAAUGAA
Messenger RNA from Eubalaena glacialis (North Atlantic right whale), 1343 nucleotides. It is a transcript of the gene DOHH, whose product is annotated as deoxyhypusine hydroxylase. The transcript is spliced from 6 exons. NCBI's taxonomy places the organism in Eukaryota, Metazoa, Chordata, Mammalia, Artiodactyla, Balaenidae. Gene Ontology annotation, molecular function: deoxyhypusine monooxygenase activity. Gene Ontology annotation, biological process: peptidyl-hypusine biosynthetic process. The record is from RefSeq and is a predicted model, not a curated record. Bases 376 to 1287 code for a protein of 303 amino acids.